UCUGCAUUGUAAGUAGCUCUGAGAGCAGCAAGUGGUGGCUCUUUUUCAAACUGCUUUUGUUUUUGUGAGACGCAAAAGAAGAAGAAGAAGAAGAAGGAGGAGAAGGAGAAGAAUCGAGUCCUGAGAGUGCAGUUCGGGAAAAGUCUGCGUUUAACAACAACAACAAAAAGAAGCUGAGAGGAAAAGGGAGGAGAGAAGCCGGGAGGAACACAAGGCAGCAAUGGAUAGCGGAGUGGCUCGCUCUGACCCUGGGAUGGCCUGGAUUCACACACUGCUGCUGCCGCUGGCCACCGUCCAGCACACACACUAGGCUGCUAACGCCACCGAGCUCCCAUGUGCCCACUGAGCCAUGCUCCCUGGCUAUGGAUUCUCACCUUUUCCUGAUUUCCAGCCCCACCUUAGCGCUUUUCGCUGCCGAGGAGAGAGUCCCAGCAUGUGGAUCCCAGGCUCAGGAGAGUCCCCGGGUCUGAGCGAGGCCCAGGAGGACCGGCCUCUCCUCCAUCCAUGCCACCACAAGCAUGUCGCUGUGUGCCAGCAGGAAACGUUGGCUUUUAUUGAACUCCAACCACCAACGACUCCUAAACUAAACGGCUUCGCCUCUCCGAGGCCGACCGUGACUCCAGACGCACAAUGCACGACACACUCUCUGCCGCUGAACGGCUUCAGUCACACGCUGAAUGAACUGAAUGAGCUGCAGAAUGGCUGUCACAGAACAGACAGCGAGCGUGAAACACAUCUGGACUCUCUCACACAUGCUGCAGGUGACGGCGAGCUGCUCGAAUGCCAGAAUGGCAGCAGGACUUUACAGGAGCAGAGUGAAAAGCCUCGGACCGUCACAACAGUGUGUCGUCCUCUCCACGCAGCGCUCAGCCUCCCUCUGUCGUUCCCUCUGUCCUCUCUGUACACAAACCGAGACUCCUGGGAAGCUCAGGUGCCUUGCUCCCCGUCCUCACCUGAAUAUCCUGGGUUUCAGGAUUCCUGCCAGCCUCAGAGGAGAACGUCACAAGGUUCACUGAAAGAGAAGUCUAUCCGGAGAAAAGUGCAGGUUUAUUCCCCAGACAGUCUGAGUGACGAGUCACUCGGCAGCCCAGUCCUGGAUGCAGAAUACAUCUUUCCUGGACCUUUUGCGUCCUUCCUGGAAGAGGACCUCAGUGGAUUAUCCUCUUUGGAGGCCGUUUCAAGUCCUUCACCCACAGACGGUGUCACGGAUCUGCCGAACCUCAGUCAUGACGAUAUUUUUAGUCUACCUUCAGAACCUCUGCACAUAAUAGAGGACUCGAUACCAGGAGUGGAGGAGGACAGAGGGAGCGUGGACACAUCCAUCGUCGCAGGCGGGAGCUUUGUGCCUCGAGGCCGUCAAGGGGACCAAGAACGGCGGCGCUUCUCGGCUUCAGAGCUGAUAUCCAGACUGCAGCUGUCUCAGAGGAAGAACUCGUUCACCCUGAAGCUGGGGAAGUCGCUGUCUGCCCGAGUAGCCUCCAGGGACAGACAGAGCUCCAACAGCCUCGGCCCAAACCCCGACUAUAAGUCCAACUCCAGACAUCGCAGCUCAGGAGGUUCUAGCGAUAGCGCCCCUCACAGUCCUGUAGGACCGGCACCUCCACUGCCCUGCACUGACAAUGGGAUACAUCGGUGGAGCACAAAACUUGGAAUGCGAAAGAAAUCCAUCGAGGAGGAUGUGGCCACACUCCCAUCUGUUCCCAGCUCAAAUCGACUAUCAAGGUUUCUGCCAAGUUCGAUAUUGUAUCAGGAAUACAGCGACGUCGCCAUCAACAGAGAGAUCCAGAGGCAGCAAGGGAAGGAGCCCGGCACAGACGAGGAGGGCCUCAGAGACGAGGGCUCAGAUGGAACCCCGUCUCCAUCCAAUCUGUCUCCAUCCAGCUCCUUUCGUUCCUCGCGAGGAUCUGCUUUUGCUCUGUGGCAGGACAUACCUGAUGUUCGAACCAGCGGUCAGCUCGACAACUUCAGCAACGAGGAGAGAAAACUGCAGGAGGCAAAGUUUGAGUUGGUGACGUCUGAGGCUUCGUACAUCCGUAGCUUGACGAUCGCCGUGGACCACUUCAUGCUGUCACAGGAGCUCGCUGAGUGUCUCGGGACUCAGAAUAAGCAGUGGCUCUUCUCCAAGCUGCCUGAAGUCAAAGAUGUCAGUGAGAGGUUUCUCCAGGACCUGGAGCACAGGCUGGAGGAGGACAUUCUCAGAUUUGAUGUGUGUGACAUCGUUCUGGACCACUGCCCAGCUCUGAGAAGGGUUUAUUUACCUUACGUAACCAACCAGGCUUACCAGGAGCAGACAUACCAGCGCUUGCUGCAUGAAAACCCUCGUUUCCCCGGCAUCCUGGCUCGCUUGGAGGAGGACCCCAUCUGCCAAAGACUUCCUCUGACCUCGUUUCUCAUCCUCCCGUUUCAGAGGAUCACUCGCCUUAAAAUGCUGGUGGAGAAUAUCCUGAAGAGGACGACGCCAGGCUCUCGAGAUGAGGACACCGCCACAAAAGCUUUCAAUGAGCUAAAAAAGAUCAUCAAAGAAUGUAACUCCAGUGUGCAGUCAAUGAAGAGGAUGGAGGAACUCAUCCACCUUAACAAGAAGAUUCACUUUGAGGGCAAGAUCUUCCCACUGAUCUCUCAGUCCCGCUGGCUGGUGAAACACGGCGAGCUGCUGGAAGUGGACACUCAGACGAUGAGCAUCUCUGGAUCGAAGCUCAAGUUGCCCACCAAGCCCGUUUACCUCCACCUGUUCAACGACUGCCUGCUGCUGUCCCGGAGGAAGGAUACGUGGAAGUUCAUGGUGUUUGUGCACGCCAAGAUAGGAGAGCUGAAAGUCAAGGAUCUCAGUCAGAAGCUUCAAGGCAUCUCAGGCUUCAUCUUCCACCUGCAGCUGUGUGAAGGCCCGCAGCUCAAACACCAGAUCCUGCUGAAGUCACACACCGAGAGCGGGAAGCAGAGAUGGAUCACGGCCAUGUUUCCGUCGGACCCACGCGAAGACAUCGAGCAAGCCAGCGAGAAUGAGGACAUAUCCCAGGUUCAGUGCAUCAAAAGCUACCAGGCCCAAGAGCACGACGAGCUAACACUGGAAAAAGCCGACAUCCUUCACGCUAAGACCAUCACAUGUGACGGCUGGGUGGAAGGCAUCCGGCUGUCGGACGGGGAGCGGGGCUGGUUCCCCAAAACCUACGUGGAGGAGAUCACGAGUCGCAGCGCUCGCCUCCGCAACCUCCGAGAAAACAUCCGCAUCAAGUGCGUCACACAGAAACUGAAGGGAGAGAACUGACUGUUCCUGCUGCCACCUGCUGUGUGUCGAAGCUGCGUUUUAGUUGUUAAGGUGCAUUCUUCAGCUUCUGGAUGAUUGUUGUAGCUUUAGAUGGACGUGGGGCCUUAACCAGUACGCAACAGGACAACAUGCUUCCAAACUGUGUGUGACUGGUGUCCAUUAGCAUGCUAGCGUCGAUGACAUGAUGAUACUUUUAAGCUUUUAACUUUAAAUUCUCGGUUUUAAGAGGCUUUUAUACGGCGAGAAUCUGUUGACAGAAGUCCAUGUUUUUAAGCGUUUUGCCGCCAUGCUGAAGUUUCUAAACGUUGUAGGAGCCAUUAGUUUAUGCUUUCUGUGAAUAAAUACCAACACCGUUUUAAGGCCUGUGGUAUAUGUACCUGCACAUUUAUCACCACACCUGGUAAAUGUUCACAUAUUCAGCAGCAGAACGACGUCGUCUCAAAGUCUGUCACUGCCGUUCUUCCUGUAGUCCCUCUGACCAUCCUGUGCAGAGCUCUGUGAGGAGAUUCAGUCAUGCUCUUAACCUGUGGAUUAUUUCCAUCAACAUGCUGAGGUUAAUUGGUGAUUCUAAAUUGUCCGUAGGUG
Stegastes partitus (bicolor damselfish) is the source of this 3850-nucleotide messenger RNA. RefSeq names its product Rho guanine nucleotide exchange factor (GEF) 19 (gene arhgef19). Lineage: Eukaryota; Metazoa; Chordata; Actinopteri; Pomacentridae. Gene Ontology annotation, molecular function: protein binding; guanyl-nucleotide exchange factor activity. The record is from RefSeq and is a predicted model, not a curated record. The transcript is spliced from 16 exons. Gene Ontology annotation, biological process: regulation of actin cytoskeleton organization; activation of GTPase activity. Bases 350 to 3265 code for a protein of 971 amino acids.